UGUUUGUUAGCCCUCAGCUAGCCGGAAGCUAAUGUUGCUAAUGUAAACAUUGAGAGGGUUUGAACAGAAGCAGCUGCUGAAAAAGAUCUUCUAUCAUGAACACAACACGUACUGCUGACCUUUUUUUUUUACCUUGUGAUUUAUGUAAGGAGGUCUUCCUAGUGUUGCCCAGGUUAAUAUUCAUAUUGGCCAUUAAAGAAACACAAAUAAAUACCCAUUAGUGUGAUAUUAUCAGCAUGGUGUCUGUGGAUUGUAUCAAACAUUGCCAAAUGACUUUCUCUCAAGAUGAAACAUCCUCAACCUCAUUUCCUGUCUUCCCUGACACCUUCUGUCUGCAGAAAACGCCUUGAGAGCGUUUCUCCUCCCUCCUCCUCCGCCGCCGCCGCCGCCAUGUCUCACAACUACCCGUACAGACGGCCGCAGCCCGACUCCGGCCUCAGAUCUGAUCCUGGUUCUUACGUCUCUUCGGGGCGCCGUCACUCCUCUCCAGACCGUCAGAUUUACCAAGCGCCUCAGGAGUCCUACUCCUACCCGUCGUCUUCCUCCAGAGUCGCUCAGUGGUCGCGGGACGGCGCUGUCAACAUCCUGAGCAGCUGUGGUCUGGAGCCGGACGACCUGGCUCUGCUGGCUGAGAUUCCUGAAGACCGGCUGACAGUUGAGACCCUGCCUCAGGUCCUCCAACAGAUCAAAGGAAAGAGAGGGACUGUCAGACAGUAUGCUCACAACGCUCCAUCCUCCUCUUCCUCCUCUUCCUCUUAUCCCCCCAGCUCCACCCGUCGACCCAUUGUUAAGCCCACCACCAGCGACUGGGACCGCCCCCCCAGCCAGAUGCUCCAGUAUCAGGUGGACCAAGUUAAAUCCAGUCCUCCUCUACCCGAGCUGGACCGCUGGGGGAACCCCAUCACCUUCAGCUCCGUGAGAGCAGAACAAACACCGUCAUCAUCUUCAUCUACAUCCUCCAGUUACGUGGUGGACUUCCACCACAGACCAGCGCCCCCUGACUAUGGUAAGAAUUGCAGAGAUACCGGUCCAGUUUCUUCUCAAGACUACAGCAACAAAUCCAAAAGCCUUGAAUUCAUAAAGCCAGGCAGGGAAGGACGUCAGGUCACCUCUCAGGACUACCACCACAGACCAGCACCUCUGCAGUUUGGGAGGUCAGACAGAGACGCUAGUCCAGCUUCCAGUCAAGACUACUACAACAGACUUAGACCUCCUGACUUUGGUAAGGCUGGAAGAGAUGUUCAAGUCUUCCCUCAGGAACGACCUUCUUUCAGCUCUGUUGGUAGAGACAGAACAAGUCGCCCAUUCUCUCAGCCGGGACCAGCUGACUACAGACCACCUCCUCUGCUUGAAGACAGCCAUCUAAAACCUCUCUGGGGAGGCAGCGGGUCUGAGACUUUGCCCACUAAGAGCAGCAGCCAGCCCAGCGACGUCAUGCCUUCCAAACAGAACGCUAUGGACUUCCACGGAACAACGCCGUCAAUGUACCCACACUCAUGCUCUCUGUGUGCUAUCACUGUGAUGUCAGAGAAGGUGUGGCUGAAGCAUAUAAAUGGGCCUCAUCAUGCUGACGGACAGCUCAGCCUGCUGCAGAAGUUUCCCAAUUGGGACUGUCGAUUGGAGACAGUGGGCAGGGUCGACAACCAACCAGAGAGGUGGAAGGAUGACAGAAAACCUGGCGAGAAGCCCCAGACAUCCAAUCGGAACUCCAAUUCAUCACAGCAACAUAAAAAAAAGGUUUCAGAGAAAAGUAAAGUGGUGUGUGUGAAGUUUCCGGCUCAUUCUGUGGACGAGAAGUACCUGAAGAAACUGGCUGAACCGUUCGGAAGAAUUGUCAAGAUCCUUAUUUUUCCAUCUUUAGCGUUUGUUGAGCUGGGCUCCAUGGAUCAGGCGAAGGACAUGGUGAAGUUCCACGGAAACUAUCCUCCCACUGUGAACAGACAGCAGAUGGAGUUCACAAUCUCACACACCUUCAACUUCCUCCAGAGUUCUCGGGUAGUCAGUUUCACUCCGCCUCCAACAGGAGAGGACGGUCAAUCAGACCUGAUCAGCAUCAUUAAACGCUUUGGCUCACCGCUUUACACCCUGUUCCUGCCCUCCAAGUCAUUUGUAGAGAUGAAAGAAACGAGUGACGCUCAGAAGUUGGUCGAUUAUUAUUCCUCCAACUCUCUGAGGAUCAACGAUGACCUCAUCAAAGUGUCCUUCUCCGGAGAAUACAAGAGCCUCAUGAGGGUUCCAUCAGCCAACAGGUACGAAGAGGAAACCAGGGGGACGAGGAGUUCAAGCAAAGACAAAGAGGAGAAGAAGACCGAGAGAGACAGGAAAAGGAGCAGCAGAGAUCGAGACAAAAGCGGGACCAGAAACAGGUCUAGGUCCAGGGAAAAGUCUGAUAAAGAGAGAAGUGGAGGAACCAGGUCCAAGUCCAAAGAGGAAACAUCCAGAACACGGUCCAGGUCUCGUGAUAAAUCUAGAGGAGACAGGGGGACUAGAACCAGGUCUAAGUCCAAAGAAAAGGACAUCAAUGAGAAGAAGUCUGAGUCCAAAGAAGAAUCCAGCAGAGAGAGGAGUUCCAGGUCUGAGUCUGAUCUCAGAGAGAAUUCAGUCAAAGAAGAAACAGAGGCUUUUGUCACCACAGAGUCCAGCUCUGAUCCAGAUCCUUUCAAAGACUCCAAUCCUGAAACUGCAGAAAAUCCACAAAUGGAAGAGGAAGCACAGUCGUCUGCAGACGAGAGCGACAUUGAGGGGAUGGAGGUGAUUGGAGAGGAUGGAGAGAGUCUACAGGACGAGGAGAUGGAAACUUUGGAUGAUGCUGAUGUAGAGGAGGAGGAGGAAGAGAGAGAUCAUAAGGAUGAAGAGCAGGAGGCGGAGGAAACGGCUGAGAAAGAUGAAUGUCCUGCAGAGAGAACAGACUCACUUGUAGAAGAUCAAGAGAAGAAUGAGGAGAAUCAUGGAGAGGCAGAUGAUCAGGAGGAGGAGAAGAAGAAGGAAAAGAGCGAUCAUCAUGAGCAGCAGGAGGAGAAACAAAUGGAGGAAGAGGAGCAGCAGAAUUGUUUAAAGGAAGAUGAAAUAGAGGAGGAGAAUCUUUUAAAGCAGGCGGAGGAAGCCCAAUCCACGAGAGAAGCUGAGGAGAUGAUGGAGACUCAGCCGGAGGAAGAUGAGUCAGAUUUCCCCGUCGACCUCGACAGCUGCAUCACCCUGGAUGAACUGGAAGAAGACGAGUGUGAUUAUCUAGAUGAAGAAGUCAGACAUGAAUCUGAAUCUCCUGCCAGCCGAGUUCUUUAUUUGAAAAACGUUCCGCUGGAUUUCUUCUCUGACGUAGAGUUCAUUCGACUGGUGAGAGGCUACGGGACAGCGGUACACUUUUUCAGGAUCCCCGGACGCCACUCGGGUUUCAUUGAGAUGUCGUCGUCCUCAGAGGCUCAGAGAGCCAUCAAGGGUCUGAAAGACAAACCGGUCCGUGUGAACGGCAGCAGAAUCUACGCCAUGAUCUCCAGCAACUACACCAGACUCAGCAAGGGGUGGACGGUGGGGUCGCUGUUGGACUCUGAAGAGGAGAAUAAGAGCAGGAGUCAGGGCAGCAGGAGGAGCGAGAGACUCAAAAAACCUGCAGACAGGGACGAGCCCAGCAGGAAGUCUGAGGGGAGGAAACAGUCCUCCAAAAAGACUCCAGAGAAAGAGUCAUCGUCCAGAAAGAGUGAAGAAAAGGAGUCCAGAACAACAAGAAAGAGGUCUUCAGAAAAAGAGUCUGCAUCCAAACAGAAUCCAGAAAAGGUCUCCAGAACGAGUCCAGAGAACGAGCCGAAAGAAAAAGAGUCGGCGUCCAAACAUUCUGCGAAGGAGUCACAUGAUAACAAGAGUGAAGAAAAUGAGUCGGCGUCCAAACAUUCUGCGAAGGAGUCACAUGAUAAAAAGAGUGAAGAAAAUGAGUCGGCGUCCAAAACAGACAAGAAAAGGGUUGAUAAAAAGUCUUCUUCAGAAACGGACAGGUCUGAAAAAAAUUAUCCUGAAAAGACGUCAGAAAAAAGUUCCAGGAGGACUCCAGAGAGAGAGUCAUCGUCAAGAAAGAGUGACGAAAAGGAGUCAAAAACAUCUAAAAGGAAGUCCUCAGAAAAAGAGUCUAAGCCCAGAAAAUCUUUGGAGGAGUCCUCAGACAAGCCGACUGAUGAAAAGAGUUCAGAGAGGGAGUCAAAGAUUGAAGAAAGCGGGUCAGAAAGAAGCUCGAAAAGGACUCCAGAGACGGAGUCCAAAGAGAAGAAAUCCACUGAUUCAGACUCUAUUCAGACUCCAGAAAAAGACUCGGGAUCUGAAAUGAGUCAGAACAAGACCAUCAAGAGAAAGGGAGAUCGGGAGAACGACUCGGUGCCUGAGAAGAAAGGCAAGAAGAACGAAUCGGAGGGCGAGUCAGAAGAGCUGGAGAUCCAGGAGACACCUGAACCAGGACUAAAGGAGUCUGGGAGUCCACAUCCACCAGGCUCAACUGGAAAUCCUGCAAAACUGAAAUGUGAACAGAAACCUGAUGCUGAUGGUCUGAAGGACUCAGAGGUCAACAUGGAGUCACAGUCUGAACCUACAGGGGGCGCUGUAGAGCUGCAGAAACCCACCAAACCUGUCGGCUCAGAGUUUGUGCGUCCAGUCGUCGGUUAUUUCUGUAAUUUGUGUCAGCUGAUCUACGCUGACGAGGACGAAGCCAAACAGCAGCACUGCAGCAGCCUGGAGCACUACAGGAAAUAUCAGGAAAAGACGGGGAAAGAUCCGUGGGCGAGCUGAAUCAACUUCACGUAACUUAAAUCAAAACAUAACUUAUGGUUUUAUCUUUAUUUAUCCCAAAAGUUGAUUGGAAUACUUGUUCGUGUCAGAUCUGUUGGUUUAACUUUACUGUUCUGGUGAAGAUUCAGUAUUACUCGAGGAACCUGCAGCAGAGUGGACGGUUUGAAAACCUGAUGUCAUUUUUAUUUUCUUUAUGUUGGAAAAUGAGGCGCCACGUGUUCUGUAAAGGCUAGAAGUUAAUAUUUAAGUUAUUUAAAUAAUAAGUUCCUUCUUAUUAAUUAUUCGUUUAAAAACUGUAAAUAAACAGUUUAAUAAUUCACAACAAAUUUGAAA
Molecule: messenger RNA, 5100 nt
Organism: Labrus bergylta (ballan wrasse)
Lineage: Eukaryota; Metazoa; Chordata; Actinopteri; Labriformes; Labridae
Source: RefSeq, a predicted model, not a curated record